UUGUUGCAUGACUUGAUAGAUGGAUAUGGAUAGUGUACCUAGUGAAGAUCAGUCUAAGCAAGAUCAAUCAAGAGCAAAGUGGACGGAUAAGACAUUUGUCGACUUGUUGAUUGAGCAGAUGCAGCAAAAUAGUGUUUCCGAUAAGAGGGCUUGGAAGCACAUAAGAGAAGAGUUCAAUAAACGAACUGGUUUGAAAUUUGGCGAGCAGCAAUUGAGGAAUCAUCAAAGUGUACUUAGGAGGUUGCAUAAUAAUAUUAAGUCUCUUCUUGAUCAAAAUAGCUUCAGUUGGAAUGACGCCUUACACAUGGUCAUUGAUGAUGAUGAGGUGUGGAAUAGUUACGUUAAGGCAUAUCCUGAGGCAGACGCAAUCAGAGGGAAAGAAUGCCCAAUAUUCAAACAGUUAUGCAUACUAUUCUCAGGGCCUGAGCUAGGCCAACAUAGAGUUGAAGGUGGACAAGUUCAACCAAGCCACAACACUGAGCUAGAUCAAGAUAUAAUCUCGAUGGGUACUCCUGAAGUUGGUAGCAUUUCAGCAGAACCCAUAGCAGAUGAAGGAUCCUCACACUUGGCAGAAGAGGGUAAUAUAUCGGAUGGUCGAAACAAGCGCCGUAAUGUUGAACCGAUCAGUUCACGCCGUGCUAAGAGAAUCCAUAUGGGAACCAACUGCCCUGCCAGAGUCGAUGCAACGAUGACUUGCUGGACAGACAGCAGGGUUAAUGCAUUGCCCCAUUGUCCUGACCAGUUUUCAAUAUCCAACUGCAUCAAAGUUCUAAAUAGGAUGCAAGGGAUUGAUCAAUAUCUUUAUCUGGCUGCUUCUGAUAUCUUCCUGGAGCCUGACAAGAGAGAAACAUUCAUAUCUAUCAAAAAUGAAUUUAGAUUGGCCUGGCUGAAGGCUAAGUGUCAAUAAUGUGAGAACACCCACCAUACAUGUAUGUUACUCUUGCUGUGAAUUGUGACCUAUGUCUCUAUUGAAGUGCGAAAAUGUUAAGGAUCUAGUGUUUUUUUUUCCAUUUAUCCUAAAUAUUGAUUUACAUGAUUCAUGUGAAAUCGUGGGUCUUAUACCUCAUAUGAUCCAUAUGAAAUCGUGUGCAUCAAUAUUUGGGAUACGUGGGACAAAAAAUGCUGAGAUCUAACCCUUCUAGUUAAA
Messenger RNA from Tripterygium wilfordii, 1147 nucleotides. RefSeq names its product L10-interacting MYB domain-containing protein-like. The record is from RefSeq and is a predicted model, not a curated record. The transcript has 2 exons. The coding region runs from base 20 to 907 and encodes 295 amino acids. NCBI's taxonomy places the organism in Eukaryota, Viridiplantae, Streptophyta, Magnoliopsida, Celastrales, Celastraceae.